GGGCAGCCACCCCACAGCCCCCCAGGAUGCCUAGCAGAACCGUCAGCUACACCCGGUACAGCCCACAGCAGCGGCGGCGACGGCGGCGGAUGCUGGCUGAUCGCAGCGUCCACUUCCCCAACGACGUCCUGUUCUUGGACCACAUCCGCCAGGGUGACCUGGUGCAGGUGGGGCGCUUCAUCCGGACCCGGAAGGUCUCCCUGGACACCAUCUACCCCUCAGGCCUGGCCGCCUUGCACGAAGCUGUGCUCUCUGGGAACCUGGAGUGUGUGAAGCUGCUGGUCAAGUACGGGGCUGACAUCCACCAGCGGGACGAGAGCGGCUGGACGCCCCUGCACAUCGCCUGCAGCGACGGGUACCCGGACAUCGCCAGGUACCUCAUCUCGCUGGGAGCAGACAGACAGGCGGUCAACGACGACGGCGACCUGCCCUCCGACCUCAUCGACCCGGACUUCAAGGACCUGGUGGAGCUCCUCCAGGGCGCCAGGAUGGACUGA
Molecule: messenger RNA, 497 nt
Organism: Orycteropus afer afer
Lineage: Eukaryota; Metazoa; Chordata; Mammalia; Tubulidentata; Orycteropodidae
Gene: PPP1R27
Product: protein phosphatase 1 regulatory subunit 27
Molecular function (GO): phosphatase binding
Source: RefSeq, a predicted model, not a curated record